This is a messenger RNA of Armigeres subalbatus, 2307 nucleotides long. It is a transcript of the gene Coq8, whose product is annotated as atypical kinase COQ8B, mitochondrial. The transcript is spliced from 4 exons. Lineage: Eukaryota; Metazoa; Arthropoda; Insecta; Diptera; Culicidae. The record is from RefSeq and is a predicted model, not a curated record. Bases 194 to 2218 code for a protein of 674 amino acids. Gene Ontology annotation, biological process: ubiquinone biosynthetic process.
AACGAGCUGUCAUUCCCGCACGGCUCUUUCAUUCAUUAGGAUUGUAGUUACCUAACCAUUCGAUUCGCCGGACGUGUUUGUUAUUUGCCUGAAUGUUGCGAAAUUCACCUUCGAUGUAGUGUCUUACAUUUGAUUUUUAGGCAGUAUUUUUCUUUACAUUGUUUACGGUAAGUUGCAGAAAGUGUGCUGAAAUAUGUCUCGGGCUCAGGAUGCAUUGGCGUUGCUGCGUGCCCUGAAAAUGGUAGCAGAAGCAUCUGGCAAAUCGCAAAGCGAAUAUGCCCGUCAUCUGUGGGCCAAUUCAAGCAUUCGAGAACUACUCGAGCAGCAGUUGAAAGAAGGCGAAAUCACCGCAAAGAAGAUUCUUCAGAAUCCGAACGGAGAACUGGAGAAGGCCGCAGGACUGCUAAAGGAAACUCUGGAACGGUCGGCCGUAGUGGCGGAAGGAUUGAAACAGUUGGCUGCCAUGUCGCUGCCAAAAGUGAGCCCUGGCGGAUUAGGAGGAAUGGCUGGACCAAUGGGAUUUACUGGCGGGUUUAACCAGCAUGUACAUACGGAGGGUCAAUCGGCAUCAACGGAACGAACUUCUGAUAUCGGAAAUUUAGACAUAUCCCAGAUAACUCUCAAAGAGUUAGAGACUAUUCUUUCCGAGCGCAACAAAAAUCGCCAAGUAAAUUUAUCUCUUGAUAAAAAUCAACGCAGCCCAUCGGAACCAAAAAAGGUUCAGGACUUUGCAGACCAUCCACAGCAAACCGUGUCUGAGGUGAAACCACCUUCAUCCAGAACCAAAGAUGAAGAACAAGUAGCCAGUAUGAUCAAUCUUGUAGCAUCCUACAAACCGAACGUAGCUAGUCAUCCUCCUGUGCCACCCGUGCCCAUUGAACUACCUCAACUCAGCAAGGUGGCCAAGCAACGCAAAGUUCCGUCAUCCCGCGUGGCGCGACUCGCCUCCUUCGGGGGCCUAUUCGCCGGGCUGGGCCUCGGCACCGUAAGCGAACUUACCAAGGGCGCUUUAGGGCUGGGAGGCACCACCGACCCGAAAGAGGCUCUGUUCAGUCCCAACAAUGCCGAGCGAAUCGUGGACACGCUUUGCAAAGUACGCGGUGCAGCUCUCAAGCUGGGCCAGAUUCUUAGCAUCCAGGAUUCGAAUGUGGUGUCGCCGCAGCUGGUGAAUGCUUUUGAGCGGGUACGGCAGGCUGCAGAUUACAUGCCCGACUGGCAGGUGGAAAAGCAGCUGAUCAACGAACUGGGAGCGGAGUGGAGACAAAAACUGGAUCGCUUUGAUCAGAAGCCUUUCGCAGCGGCUUCCAUUGGACAGGUCCAUAGGGGAGUGCUGCACGAUGGAACCGAAGUUGCCAUCAAGAUUCAAUAUCCGGGAGUGGCCAAAAGUAUUGAGAGUGACAUCGACAAUUUGGUUUCGAUGCUGAAAGUAUGGGACGUUUUUCCAGCGGGAAUUUUCAUCGAUAAUGUGGUUGCCGUGGCGAAACGGGAAUUAGCUUGGGAGGUUGAUUACGUAAGGGAGGCGGAGUAUACGGAACGAUUCGGCGAGAUGAUUCAACAUAUGCCGGAGUUCCGGGUACCGAAGGUAAUCAAGAGCUUGACGUCGAAAAACAUACUUACGACCGAAUUGGUGCCCGGUGUUCCCAUGGACAAAUGCUUUCAUUUGAGUCAGGACCACCGAAACCACAUUGCGAAGUCUAUCAUGAAAUUAUGCCUAAACGAGCUAUUCACUUUCCGUUGUAUGCAAACGGAUCCGAAUUGGUCCAACUUUCUAUAUGAUGUCAAGAGUAGACAGAUCAUGCUUAUAGAUUUUGGAGCCACGCGAUUCUACCAAAAGCCGUUCAUGGAUGACUACAUGAGGGUUAUUGAAGCCGCCACCCGAAACGAUCGUAAACGGAUUUCGGAGUUAUCGCGCCAAAUGGGCUUCCUCACCGGGUACGAGUCGGCUACCAUGGAAAACGCCCACAUCGAUGCCGUACUGAUUUUGGGCGAAGUCUUCAGCGUCGACGGUGAGUUCGAAUUCGGACGACAAAGCACAACCAAGAAGAUUGCCGCGCUUGUUCCAGUGAUGGUUGCCCACCGGCUGUGUCCUCCGCCCGAGGAAAUCUACUCCCUGCACCGGAAGCUUUCGGGUGUGUUUUUGCUGUGCGCAAGAAUGAACGCCAAAAUCGAUUGCAAACCGUUGUUCCUCGAGGUGCAGCAGAACUACAAGUUUGGAUGAGUUUCCAAAUAAAGAGGUUUUAUUGGCAUAAUUAUUUUGAUAAUGUCGCUAGCAAUCAAUCAUUUUCUAAUGCUCGUUUGUCAUACAUA